Molecule: messenger RNA, 2043 nt
Organism: Lachancea meyersii CBS 8951
Lineage: Eukaryota; Fungi; Ascomycota; Saccharomycetes; Saccharomycetales; Saccharomycetaceae
Source: the annotation of a GenBank genome assembly
AUGGACAAGUACCUCACAGUACUUGUCAUGACGGGUGUAAACGGUAAACAUAAUUCUGGUGGAGAUUUUGGCAACAUUCAAAGGAAUGGCAGCGUUCUUGGUAGAGUCGAUGAAGAAGUUUUAGGCAGUCGAAAUAUCAUCCUUUGUUUUGACGGUACAGAUGGGACCUUCGGCCCUAAACCAUUUUCGAAUGUGCUAAAACUGUAUCGAAUGUUGGACAGUAGUGACGAAAACAGGCAACUUUGUUAUUACCAACCAGGCAUUGGAACAGCAAUAACUUUCGAUUCUAGUCUCAACUAUAAUAGGAAAGUCACCUUCAACAAUGUAAGGAAUUUUGUGGACUCCUUGUUUGCCUUCACGAUAACAAUUCAUGUAUGCUCUGCGUACAUGUUUUUGAUGAAAUAUUACAAGAAAGGCGAUCAUAUCUACAUGUUCGGAAUGAGUAGAGGAGCAUUUGUCGCGAGAAUUUUGGCAGGAAUGAUCGAGAGAGUCGGCCUCCUGAACAAAGGACUGGAGGAUAUCAUUUCAACCGCUUGGAAAAUCUACGAAAAAUGGGAGUAUGCAGCACAGCCUUUUCAACCCGACUACACCACAACGCUGGCAGAAGAAUUUAAGAAAACAUUUUCCCGCAAUUAUGACAUUGUUAUUACUUUCCAAGGUUGCUUUGACUCAGUGAACUCUGCGGGCUUUCUUCGUGACAGGCACUUCCCUUUUACCGCUAGGAGCGUUAUUGUACAACACGUCAGACAUGCUUUGAGCCUCGACGAACAUAGAGGCAAAUUUCAGCAACAAAACUUCCUGCAACUCACAAGAGAUGGGUAUCUUUCACCGUUUUGGCGCAGCUUGGGCAGCAAAAUCUCAGGCUCGACUUCGAGUAGCUUACACACGUUUUCGAAGAAUACAUCAGAGUCAGGCGAUCGGGCCAGAAAAUUGAAUCAGGCAACAAAUUCUCACGGCUCUCACGACUCGCUUCUCAAGUCUAAAGCUUCGGAAGCAAACAAUGAAACCGAUAGCAGGCCACAAGAAUCAGUUGCCACUGACUCCACGUCUUAUCGUUCGACUUUUUGCAAAAGCUCUUUAAGCCACGAGUCCCUGUCACCAGAUAUCAUUGAAAAAUGGUUUCCUGGGGACCAUGCUGACGUUGGCGGUGGGUGGAUUCCUGACUUUGAUACAAAACAAUAUCUAUCAAACAUAACAAUGAGGUGGAUGCUCGCUGAAGCAGUCAAAUACGGCGUUCUUUUUGAGAAGAAUGUUAUAAAUGAAUUCUCAGAAAAGUAUCCAGCAUUUGGUAGCUUCACAGCCUUGUCUCAUGAUAUGUUGAAUUUUAAGAGCAGAGGAACUGCUGAAACCACGCCUGAUACAUUGGCAGAUCGGAAGAGGUCUAUUCUUUUACGCAUUGUAAAGAGAAUUGUAAGGAUUGGUAAAUUUAAAGUCGCAUGGGCGUGCGGGAAAGGCCAAAGGUAUGGACGUAGAUGCAACGAGCUUCUCUUUCGGUCAUGCGAUUUCAAAUGCUCGAAUUCGUCGCCAACAGGGAGUGGAUCGCAGCGUGACAUGUCAAUGCCCAGCAAAGCAGGACGUGGCAAUCAGCCAGUUUGGCAGAUUGUUGCUUGGUGGUUUGUCGAAUUAGUGCCAGUUAGGCGAAAGGUACAGGACAAAGAUUGUAGAUGGCGAAGCGCUUUUGUUCCUAACCUAGGUCGUCAAAGGGAACUCCGUGAAGACAGCGAUCUUCACUGGUCAGUAUUUUGGAGAGUCUUAUACUACCAGGACUACAGACCAUCUAACUUGCCUCAGUAUGCCGUUGAUCUUCUUAACGAAGUUGAAGAACCAUUGGAUUCGCAGCAACAAAACCAAGACGGCAUGCCUUUGAAGAGAUUCAAUGGCUCUCGAAAACGUUCCAGAAAAAACUGCUCACAGCGCAACAAUGAAAACUACGAACGCGUUGUUGCCGAGGCCCGCGAUGUACUCCAACAAUGGCGCACUAGUUUUCCUCACGCAGUUCCAGAUGAUUUAAGCGAUCUCUUAAUGAGGCACCCUGAUCUGUAG